CCUCUUAAUUAAUCAAUAACUUUUAGCGUGCUUCGAGUCCGUAGUGUUAAUACACUUUAUAGGUGCAGAGAUAUUUUUCUCAUAAUAGAUUGCUAUGACGAGCACAUGCGAAAGGUGGAUUGAUCGUCUUCCAUUCUCAUCGCUGUUCUGGCCCUCACCUCAUGAUGCUCAGCAGCGGCAGGUUCAAAUUACUGCUUAUGUUGAGUAUUUUGGUCAAUUUACAUCAGAAAGGUUUCCUGAAGACAUUGCUGAGCUAAUCCGAAGUCGUUAUCCAUCCAAGGGAAAGUGCCUUCUUGAUGAUGUUUUGGCAAUGUUUGUCCUCCAUCAUCCAGAACAUGGGCACGCUGUUGUUCAUCCAAUUAUUUCAUGUAUAAUUGAUGGUACAUUGGUGUAUGACAAGGAUAGCCCUCCAUUUAGUUCUUUCAUUUCUUUGGUCUGCCCAAGCAGCGAGAAUGACUGUUCUGAACAAUGGGCUCUAGCAUGCGGGGAAAUUUUGCGGGUAUUGACUCACUAUAAUCGGCCAGUUUACAAAGCUGAAAAUCAGAACAGUGAAGCAGAGAGAAGCAGUAGUGGCAGCUAUGCCACAACAAGUACCUCUUCUGAGAAGGAAGCCUGUAAUUCAUCUUCGCAGCAACAUGAGAAAAAACCUAUAAGACCGUUGUCUCCCUGGAUUACUGAUAUAUUGCUUGCUGCACCUCUGGGUAUUAGAAGCGAUUAUUUUCGAUGGUGUGGUGGGGUCAUGGGUAAAUACACAGCUGGAGGAGAACUGAAACCACCUACAACUGCUUCUGGUCGUGGAUCUGGGAAGCAUCCUCAGCUUAUGCCAUCAACUCCCAGAUGGGCUGUUGCUAAUGGUGCUGCUGUUAUACUAAGUGUCUGUGAUGAGGAAGUUGCACGAUAUGAGACUGCUACUUUAACAGCCGCUGCUGUACCUGCACUUUUGCUUCCUCCUCCAACAACAGCUUUAGAUGAGCAUCUGGUUGCUGGGUUGCCAGCUCUCGAGCCAUAUGCACGUUUGUUUCAUCGGUAUUAUGCCAUUGCCACUCCAAGUGCCACACAAAGACUUUUACUUGGACUUCUUGAAGCGCCACCAUCAUGGGCUCCAGAUGCACUUGAUGCUGCUGUGCAGCUUGUGGAACUGCUCAGAGCAGCUGAAGAUUAUGCAUCUGGUGGCAUGCGGGUAAGUAGUGUCCUAACUUGGACCAUAUUUGUUUUUGGCCCAUUUAGGCCAUACCGUUGUUUGUCGGUUCUGCACCAGAAUUUGAACAUAUGUCAAUAAAGAUCUAUCACGAAGUAGAAUUGUU
Telopea speciosissima is the source of this 1304-nucleotide messenger RNA. RefSeq names its product protein GIGANTEA-like. Gene Ontology annotation, cellular component: nucleus. The transcript is spliced from 10 exons. Lineage: Eukaryota; Viridiplantae; Streptophyta; Magnoliopsida; Proteales; Proteaceae. The record is from RefSeq and is a predicted model, not a curated record. Gene Ontology annotation, biological process: regulation of long-day photoperiodism, flowering; regulation of circadian rhythm; response to stress. Bases 95 to 1279 code for a protein of 394 amino acids.